Helianthus annuus (common sunflower) is the source of this 1929-nucleotide messenger RNA. RefSeq names its product receptor-like protein 6. NCBI's taxonomy places the organism in Eukaryota, Viridiplantae, Streptophyta, Magnoliopsida, Asterales, Asteraceae. Gene Ontology annotation, molecular function: protein binding. The transcript has a single exon. The record is from RefSeq and is a predicted model, not a curated record. The coding region runs from base 1 to 1929 and encodes 642 amino acids.
AUGAGAUAUUGUGGGCUUAGUGGUGAUUUCCCAACAGGUAUACUUUGCUUGCAAAAACUGCAAGUUCUUAAUUUGGAAGCUAACGACAACCUUACUGGUUUUAUCCCUGAGUUUCACGGUAAUAGUGAAUUGAAACAACUGAUUGUGCAUCAAACAAAGUUUCAAGGAUCCAUACCAGCUUCAAUCGGGAAUCUCACACACUUGAACGUCCUGUCUUUAAGUGUCUGCGGUUUCACGGGGACUCUACCUGCAUCAGUAAGCAACCUGACACAGCUUACACAUCUGGAUCUUUCUUUUAAUAAGCUCACAUGUAAUCUUCCCUCUUUACAAAGCCUUUCAAACCUCACAUAUUUGGACCUUAGGGGAAAUAAUUUUGAUAAAUGGAAGCUGCCUGAUUGGUUUGGUAAGCUCAACAAGAUCACUUAUUUGGAUCUUGGUGAUGUCAACCUGUAUGGUGAAAUUCCAUCAUCUUUUUUCAAUCUGACCCAACUUGAAAAAUUAUACCUUCCCAGAAAUCAGUUAAAAGGCGAACUUCCAAUUUCAUUGUUGAAUCUCCAAAAUCUAGUACGUUGUGUUUUGAAUGGUAACAACAUCACAGUGGACUUUUAUCUUUUUCUUUCUCUUAAGAAACUUGAAAAUCUGAAUUUAAAUGGAAACAAUAUCUCACUUUCAGUCAUAGAUAGCCACACAAAUGAAACCCAACCGAAGUUCAAACAUAUAUCGUUGGCAUCCUGUAACUUGAAAGUCUUUCCUGAAUUUUUGCGGUUUCAACAUCAACUGGAGUAUUUGAACCUUGAUAACAAUAAUAUUGAGGGUCUCAUACCCGGAUGGAUGUGGAACAUUAGCAAGGAAACACUGAUUCAACUUUCGCUUGCUCAUAAUCUCCUAAUCGGUUUUGAGCAACAUUCACCAGUUGCUUCUUGGGUCAGUUUACAGAAUCUGGACCUGAGUCACAACAUGCUGCAUGGAUCGAUCCCGGUCCCACAGCCAAGCACCAUCAUGUAUUAUGUCUCAAACAAUAACCUGACCGGAGAAAUUUCACAAUCGAUAUGUGACUUGCCGUCUCUCCAGUUGCUUGAUUUGUCAUUCAACAACAUUACUGGCUCGAUUCCUCCGUGCUUGGAGAAAUUAAGCAAUACUAGUUUGACAGUGUUGAAUCUCAGAUGCAACACUUUGCAAGGAAUAAUUCCCAAUAUAUUCACUACUGAAAGUAAGCUUAAGAUGAUUGAUCUAAGUGAAAAUAAAUUGGAGGGUCAUGUUCCUAGAUCAUUGGAGAACUGUGAGUCACUCCGAUUGCUAGAUCUUGGAUAUAACUUUCUAGAAGGCAUAUUCCCCUUCUGGUUGGGAGCACUUUCAGAGCUACAGGUUCUCAUUCUCAGGUUUAACAAAUUUCAUGGCAUUAUUAGAAUACCAGGUAAUAUCAAAGUUAACUUUCCAAAAUUGCGCAUUAUUGACCUCUCGAACAAUUUAUUUUCCGGUGAUCUGCCACAUCAGUAUUUCCAAGAGUGGUCAGCAAUGAAGGAGACCAUGGCAAACACAACAUAUAUGCAAACAUUUAUUAAGGAAUACAGGGAGAAAUACUAUUUUCUUAUAUAUUAUUCGUUCUCGGUUCAGAUGACUAACAAACGUGUAAAAUUGGACUAUGAGAAAAUUAUGAACACCUUUUCUGCAGUUGAUCUCUCAUGUAACAUGUUUAGAGGAAAGAUUCCGGAGUCUAUUAAAACCCUCGGUGGUCUUAAGUUGCUCAACCUCUCGAAUAAUGAACUUUCUGGCGUCAUCCCACCAUCUAUGGGGAAUCUCGUACAUCUUGAAUCACUGGAUCUUUCAAGUAACAAGCUUUCUGGAAUGAUACCUCAAGACUUGGUACAACUGAAUUUCCUUCAGUCCUUAAAUGUAUCCAACAAUAGCCUCACUAGACCCAUACCAUAA